CCACUAGGUUAUUGAGAAAAGGUUGAUGCAACGCGCUGAAUUGAGGGAUUCAGGCAUAUGCUAUGAGGCUGGUAGAAAACUUUACUUAGAUAUUUUGUUGGAUCGAUUUGAAACAUCAGAACAAAAGGAUAUGUCCCACAUGGUCCGAGAAGCCAGCGAAAUGUUCAUAGCGGGAAGCGUGACAGUAGCCACGAUGGUGAGCUGGGUUUGUUUGCUGAGUGGUGUCUUUCCAGAGGUGGGCGACAAACUUCGCGAGGAGAUAGAUUCGUGCGUGGAAGAUGCGCCGAACGCAACUAUCGAGGACUGCGCCAAGCUAGAGUAUUUGGAUCUUGUUGUCAAAGAGACGUUUCGUCACUUCACAGUCCCGUUUGUCUCACGAGUUGCUAAAAAAGAUAUUCAAGUUCCUGAUGUUGGGACCGUCCCUGAGAACACGAGGUUCAUAGUUUUCUUGAUGAGUCUCCACCACGAUGCAAGAUUUUGGGAAAAACCGCACGAGUUCUAUCCAGAACAUUUUCUUCCUGAAAAUGUUAAGAAGCGGCCAACGAGUUCAUUCAUCCCUUUUUCUACAGGAAUGCGUGAGUGUCCAGGAGCAAAAUACACGAUGCAGACAAUGAAAGUUCAAGUUGUGCGCAUUUUGUCUCAGUUUAAGAUUGUAUCUGCAAGAAUGAAGCCCUGGAAAAAUCCAUUUUUGGAACUGAGUCUGGGGUUCGGCUUCACCGUUGUUCCUACUCGUGGUUGGCUUGUUACAGCUGAGCUGAGGAAUCAGAGCUGA
This is a messenger RNA of Bemisia tabaci, 772 nucleotides long. The record is from RefSeq and is a predicted model, not a curated record. NCBI's taxonomy places the organism in Eukaryota, Metazoa, Arthropoda, Insecta, Hemiptera, Aleyrodidae.